Messenger RNA from Phycodurus eques (leafy seadragon), 2835 nucleotides. RefSeq names its product POC1 centriolar protein A (gene poc1a). Gene Ontology annotation, biological process: cilium assembly. Lineage: Eukaryota; Metazoa; Chordata; Actinopteri; Syngnathiformes; Syngnathidae. Gene Ontology annotation, cellular component: centriole; ciliary basal body. The transcript has 11 exons. Gene Ontology annotation, molecular function: protein binding. The coding region runs from base 210 to 1547 and encodes 445 amino acids. The record is from RefSeq and is a predicted model, not a curated record.
UAGCAGCUAACGGCUAACAGCUAGCCUUUUGCAUCUUAGUCGAGCUUCUCAGGGAGUACCGUAUCGCUCUUGACGAACAGUUUGAAAGUUGUCACUACGUACCGUGUCGUCCCUGAACCGCGAAAUAUGACCUCUGCACUGGUAAGGGAGUUUAUCAAGUUAUCUGUUAGCCCAUUUAGGGUGGAAGUUACGUCUGUCAUAAGUAGCGAAUGACGCGCAGCGGACGAAACGUUUACAUUUACAAGCCUGAUCCGACACUUGAGCGUAAUUUCAAGGGUCACAAGGAUGCUGUGACGAGUGUGGACUUCAGCAGCAACAUGAAACAGAUCGCCACAAGCUCCACUGACUGCAUCGUGAUGAUCUGGAACAUGAAACCUCAGAGGCGUGCGUAUCGUUUUGACGGACAUGAAGACUCUGUCACCUCGAUCCAGUUUUCUCCCUCAGGACACCUGGUAGCCUCCUGCUCCAAAGACAAGACUGUACGCCUUUGGGUGCCCAACAUGAAGGCUCAGUCAACCGUAUUCAAGGCUCACACGGCCACUGUGCGUAGUGUGAACUUCUCCGGGGAUGGUCAGGCUCUGGUCACGGCGUCCGAUGACAAGACAGUCAAGGUCUGGGCCGUUCACCGACAAAAGUUCCUGUUCUCCCUCAAUCAGCACAUCAACUGGGUCCGCUGUGCCAGGUUUUCUCCAGAUAGCCGCUUGAUCAUUUCCUCAAGUGAUGACAAAACCAUUAAGCUCUGGGACAAGAACAGCAGGGAAUGUAUUCAUUCUUUCUACGAACAUGCAGGUUAUGCAAACCAUGUGGAUUUCCAUCCCAGUGGAACAUGCAUCGCUGCAGCCAGUACUGACAAUUCAGUGAAGGUGUGGGACAUUCGAUCCCUUAAGAUGCUGCAACAUUACCAAGUCCACAGUGGGGUGGUGAACAGUUUGUCUUUCCAUCCAUCUGGUAAUUUCCUCCUCACCGCGUCUAACGAUUCCACAACCAAGAUAUUGGACCUUGUGGAAGGAAAACUGUUGUUUACACUGCACGGACACCAGGGUCCAGUAAAUUGUGUGGCCUUUUCCAGAACAGGAGAGUACUUUUCCUCUGGAGGUUCUGAUGAACAGGUGAUGGUGUGGAAGAGCAACUUUGAUGAGAGCGGUGACACAGCCAAGGUGCAGCGGUCCAACGCUCCCACCCACCAGACCUCGGAACCAGCUCAAACAGCUGCCAAAAUAGGCCGCGGUCACAGUGGAGCCAAGCAUCCCAACACCCACAAGAGUUCGAGCACCAGUUCCACCUCCAUCAACGUAAAAAGCCACGGCACGGCUCAACAGUCGCUCCAAGUGCCCCACACCCUGGAGGGAACUGCGGCCCCUGGUCUAACCAACACACUUCAACACAUUAUGGGUCAACUAGACAUUCUCACCCAGACGGUGUCCUACUUGGAACAGCGGCUGACGCUGACCGAAGACAAGCUGAAGGAGUGUUUGCAGAACCAGGGGGCGUCUCACGCGCAAACGUUUCCAGACGAGACGAGCUGGACCCCGGUCGCCCCAUACUGAGCCUCGCCGCGUGAUGAUUCCAACUUGUCCUCGCAGAGACAAAUGUUGCAGAGGUGGUUGCUUGCAAACAUUACUGACAGAGCGUCUCUUUUCUGCUGAUUGUGUUUUGCAGUAGGCAACAUUUUCAUAGUUACCUAUGCGAAGCACAUCUGUUUUUGUUUUUGUUUUUUUUAAAGCUGUGUUUGUGUAAACUUGGACAAAAAUGCAAACAUCAAAGAUGUUGGCUCAUUUUCCAUUCUCUUUUUUUCUUUAAAUUUGAGGUGGUCUCAUCUCAUCUUUUAAAAGUAACCUUAUCAUAUGAAGACCAAUUUUUGACCAAUUUUCACAUUUCCUCCUGUCUGUGUUAUUCCACAUUGUUGACUGCGUCCAUAUUUAUGUUCUUUGAGGCCACUUUUUCGUUCUGCGCCACAUUCCCCACAAGUCAUAUUUGCAUUUUUUGACUGUUCAGAGUUGCCAGGUGUGUUAAUAACAUGGCUGUGACAUAAUUACAUACAAAAAAAGAAGGAAAAAAAAAACAGAAUUAUAGCCUUAACACCUUAUAUCUUGACUUGCCCCUUAAAACAGGCUGGCCCUGUCUCAUGCAAGUGAUCGACUAUAUACCCCGGCCCAUUAUACUCCUGGGUCAAUGGCGAGUCCAUCUUUUGUUACUGUGUUGACUUGCGAGAACAGAGCGAGUGCCAAUAAAGACAGAAAAAUAAUUUGUACUCGUGGAGGUAGUAGCAUUUCGCACACUACUAUUUGUUUAUGAGGCAUUUAAAAAGGUGCGGUUAGUAUAUUUCUGUUGGUUUUCUACAAUUUGACAACAACAUGACUGUUACUAUUGUAGCCAAACCAUCUGUUUUUGUGCCUUAUCUGUUUUUGUUUUGUGUUUUUAAAUUCCCUCUCCUAGCUGAAAUUAAAGAGAGUCCAGAUGGUAUUUCAUAACGCUUUGCAAGUCCAUUUGUUGUCAUUGCUAUUGCCAGAGCAAUGAUGUCACCAGCGGUCACGCUUUAAGGGGACCGUUUCCUCCCUCGAUUGGUCCCUAGAGCCGUAGCUGUUGUUCGACACAUCGUGACUUUUCUGUGUUUUGUUGUCCUAGCAGAGAUGUGGACAGCGUGAGUCGUGAUUUUUGUCAUCCCAAGCGCCUGGUGAGUCACUUUCACCUCCUCCUUUGCCAGAUUUUUGGAGCUGCCGUGUAUUAGGCCAGGCUUCCGCCAAGUGGUACACAUCAGCUCGCCAAGUUUGGUUUCCUUUGGGGUGCGGUGUGUAGGCAGGGUAGUAGAUCAUCCAGUGACACCAUACACAUGCU